This is a messenger RNA of Pygocentrus nattereri (red-bellied piranha), 4207 nucleotides long. It is a transcript of the gene fmnl1a, whose product is annotated as formin-like 1a. The record is from RefSeq and is a predicted model, not a curated record. Gene Ontology annotation, biological process: cell migration; cortical actin cytoskeleton organization; regulation of cell shape. The transcript is spliced from 26 exons. Gene Ontology annotation, cellular component: cytosol. Lineage: Eukaryota; Metazoa; Chordata; Actinopteri; Characiformes; Serrasalmidae. Gene Ontology annotation, molecular function: actin filament binding; small GTPase binding. Bases 1 to 3306 code for a protein of 1101 amino acids.
AUGGGUAACGUGGCAGGUGGCCUGGAGCCGGAGGGCGCAGAGGCCCGGGCCUCGGUGGGCGGGGCUAAUCCCACACCCGGCACACCCAAGAGGAAAACGGCUCCCCCUAAGCUCCCCAUGCCCCCCGAAGAGGAACUAGAGGAGCGCUUCAAUGUGGUUUUGAGCUCCAUGAACCUGCCUCCAGAUAAGAUGAUGCUUCUGAGCCAGUACGACAACGAAAAGAAAUGGGAACUGGUCUGUGAUCAGGAACGUUUCCAGGUGAAGAACCCUCCAUCAGCAUAUCUGAAUAAGAUCAGGAGCUUCUACCAAGACCAAGGAGUGACGCGCAGGUUUAAGAAGCGGAUUCAGGAGUCCACCCAGGUCCUGAGAGAACUGGAGAUUUCCUUGAGGACCAACCACAUCGGAUGGGCUCAGGAGUUUCUGAAUGAAGAGAAUCAGGGUUUGGACGUGCUAGUGGAGUAUCUUUCCUAUGCUCAGAGUGAUGCACCGUUUGAGUUCAGCGAGUCAGUGGAGAAUGGUGGCUCAGUUACAGAUCACAGGAAGCUGUCAGAGAGGUCAGUGGAGGAUCUGACCAAAAACAGCAAUCAUUCACCGACCCACGGCAUGACCAGGGCCGCCCGAGCUUUCACUGUCCGGCUGACCAAUCUGGCCCACCACAGAAAGUCUCUGAAAAAUGCCCGCCUUGCCAGCCAAAGAGAUGAUGUCCAUGUCUGCAUUAUGUGCCUGCGAGCCAUCAUGAAUUAUCAGUCUGGCUUUAACCUGGUGAUGAGCCAUCCGCGCUGUGUCAAUGAAAUUACGCUUAGCCUCAACAACAGAAACCCCAGGACAAAAGCUUUAGUGUUGGAGCUGUUAGCUGCUGUAUGUCUUGUCAGAGGUGGACAUGACAUCAUUAUUUCAGCCUUUGACAACUUUAAAGAAGUGAGUGGAGAGAAGAACAGGUUUGAGAAGCUGAUGGAUUAUUUCAGCAGUGACGACAGCAACAUUGACUUUAUGGUGGCCUGUAUGCAGUUCAUCAACAUUGUAGUUCACUCAGUGGAGAACAUGAACUUCCGUGUGCACCUCCAGUAUGAGUUCACUCACCUGGGCCUAGACCAGUAUCUGGAGACCCUGAAGCUGACAGAGAGCGAGAAGCUGCAGGUUCAGAUCCAGGCCUAUCUGGAUAACGUGAUAGAUGUGGGUGCCCUGCUGGAGGAUGCGGAGAAUAAAGGAGGAAUUAUGGAUCAUGUGGAGGACUUACAGGAGCUCAAUACACAGUUGAAUUCAAAGCUACAGGAGUAUGAGAGCAGAGCAACAGACAAACUGGCUGAACUGGAGCAGCAGCUCAUGCAAGCCACCAAAGAGUCGGCUCUACUGAAGGAGAGUUUGCGGGAGUCGUGUGCUCAGGUGAGCUCUCUGCAGCAGAGGGAGCGUGAGCGAGAGAUUGAGAGAGAGAUAGAAAAGGAGCGAGAGAGGAUAUCUCAGCCUUCUCAAGUGGAGAGAGAGACAGAGGCAGGUAAAGAGAAGGACUCAAGGCUGGAGGUGAAACUGAGAGAGCUGCAGGACAAAGGUUUGGUCAGACUGGAGCGAACUGCCUCGGGGUGUUUGGACAUCGAGGUCAUCCCUGUUACCAUAGUGCAGACUGUACCUGGACCCGCCACAACAGAUGUCACUCAUACAGACUCAGGACUUGCCAAAGAAGCCGCUCCAUUUUCAGCUGCUCCUCCACCUCCUCCUCCUCCUCCUCCUCCUCCUUUACCUGGAUCUCCAGAGCCAUGUGGAGGCUCAGUCCCACCGCCUCCACCGCCUCCACCUCCCCCGGGAUCUGGAGCUCCUCCUCCUCCCCCUCCUCCUCUGCCCCCAGGUGGGGGUCCGCCACCUCCCCCGCCUCCUCCUGGCUGUGGACCGCCACCUCCUCCUGGAGCUCCACCUGCUCCAGGGGGUGAAUCAGGUGUUAAGAGCCGUAAGCCCAUCCAGACUAAGUGCCGGAUGCCGCAGCUGAACUGGCAAGCUCUGAAACCAAACCAAGUGGAAGGAACAGUGUUCAAUGAGCUGAAUGACGAGCAUCUGUUUGAGGAGCUGAAUAUGGACCUGUUUGCAGAGCGGUUUAAGACUAAAGCUCAGGGUCCUCCAGCAGACCUCUCCAAGAUGAAAGUCAAAGCUAAGAAAGCUCCCACUAAAGUCUCCCUCCUAGAGGCCAACAAGGCCAAGAACUUGGCCAUCACUCUUCGCAAGGCCAACAUGAGCCCUGGUGACAUCUGCACCGCCAUUGAAAUGUAUGAUCAGCAAGCUCUGAGCCUGGACUUCCUGGAACUGCUGGAGCGUUUCAUCCCAUCUGAUUAUGAGCUGAAGCUGCUGCAGAACUAUGAGAAGGAGGGUCGCCCACUAGAGGAGCUGUCUGAGGAGGAUCGCUUCAUCAUGCGCUUUGGCAAAAUCAAGCGCCUGGCUCAGCGAAUCAGCACCCUGACCUUCAUGGGAAACUUCUCUGACACGGUCAAACGCCUGCAGCCGCAACUAAACUCCAUCAUUGCAGCAUCCAUGUCUCUCAAGUCUUCCACCAAGCUGAAGAAGAUGUUAGAGAUCAUCCUGGCCUUUGGGAACUACAUGAACAGCAGCAGUAAGAGAGGAGCAGUUUAUGGCUUCCGUCUGCAGAGCCUUGAUCUGCUGUUGGACACCAAGUCCACUGAUCGCUCUCAGACACUGCUGCACUUCAUUGCACACAUGGUGCAGGAGAAAUACCCUGACCUGACCAACUUCCACUCUGAGCUGCACUUCGUGGACAAGGCUGCACUGGUGUCUCUGGACGGCGUGUUGCAGGACGUGCGUGCUUUGGAGCGAGGGAUGGAGGGAACCAAGAAAGAGUUUCUGGUGCAGGAUGACAUCCCAGCACUGAAAGAGUUUGUCAAGGUCAACAGUGACCCACUGGACUCGCUCGUUAAAGAUGGAAAGACAGCACAGGAGAUGUAUGUGUCAGUGGUGGAGUAUUUUGGAGAGAACCCAAAGACCACCCAGCCCUCCCAGUUCUUCCCUAUCUUUGUCAGAUUCAUCAAAGCAUACAAGCAAGCAGAGCAGGAGAUCGAGCAGAAGAAGAAGCAGGAGAGUGCUGCUGAAGAGCAGUCAACCCCCUCACCCAAAAAGAAAGACGGCACGCCACAAAAGGGUCCCAUGAUGCCCAAGAUGCCUCAGAUGGACCUAAUAGCUGAGCUGAAGAAGAGGCAGGUGAAGGCACCAGUCACGGAUGGUGCCAUCGAGGGAAUCAUCACAGACUUGCGAAAUUCACCAUACCGGAGAGCAGAUGGCCGAAGAGCAGCCCAGCGACAAGACAACUAACGCAGUGUUUGUUAUUCAAUCUCACACAUUCACAUGCCAAUAUAUACCUGCCUACACAACAGUGUUAUAGUCCUCAGUCUUAUUAUGCUUAUGCAAUGAUAAGACAUUUUUAGACCGUCUCAUGUGGUGCCACUAGCAAAAUAUAAAGAGCAAUGUAUGAUACAGAGCAGACAAACACACACUAACAAUACACACACACCAUACACUCACUCACACUCACACACACAUACUUUUUUAUGUACUGUCAGUCAUUUAAACCAUUUAAUAUUGCUGUAUAUAAGCCCAAAAGACAUCAUUUACACUGUAUGCUAACCUUAUAUUUACCACUUAAUACUUUAGGACCUAUAAACUACUGUGCCUUUUUACAGCUUUGCUCACAUUGACCAAAAAAUCAGCCAAAGUAUUUUCAAAAAGACAGCUGUCAUUUUUACAACAUUAAAACACAAGAGUGAUGUUCAGUGUCAGUGUUAUAUGGUGAAUUUCCGAACAAAGAAGCAGCACUUAGAUUUUAGCAGCUGCUGAAAUAUUUGUAAAGAGAUGUUUUUGAAAGAGAUGUGAAAGAUGUGUGAGGUCAUUUUUACAAAGAGGCCAAAGAGAUAAUCACAUGUGACACAAGUGACACUUCUAUUUAAAUAGCUGUAUAUUUAAGGCCUAAAAUCUGAUUCAGAACCAUUUGUCUCCUACAUGCUGUAUGCUAACCUUAUACAUCUAACAUUUAUUACUUUUGGAUUUAUGGUAUCUACUUUUGGCUCAACUCUGCCUUUUUUAAACUUUGUAUUAAUACUGCCAAACGUCAUAACGGCAAAGUGUUUGUAAAAAGUGUUUUUAAUUGAAAAAUGUCUUUGAGAUGAUUUCUACAACAUUAAACAUAAAGAGCUAAUAAAAAUCAGUCUCAGUGUUA